GGUAGAUUUCUGACAGUGGAUGAUUGGUCGAUGCGUCGGAUGCAACGUAUGUUUUGAAGCUUUGAAGCUUCUCAUGAGUGGGAUAUCAAACACAGACGGAUGGAUAUAUGUGACACUAUCAGUUCCUGGUUACAUCGUGAUAUCCAAGAUGCCUUUCGAUAUCCACCUUCCUCUUAACGCCAUCGAUACCAUCAAUCAACCUCCUCUCCAUUACCUCCAAGUCCAAGAUGCUCUCAUACUUUCGACGGGGCUUUUCUGGACCAUUGCAUACAUUCUAUACAUCCGACAAGCGUACCGAGAUGAAUCUUAUGGAAUGCCCAUUGUCGCACUGUAAACAUUCUGAUUCCAUAUGUCGCUCCAACUAACAACAUAUGAUAGCUGUGCAAACAUAGGUUGGGAGAUAGUCUAUGGCUUCCGCCUUCCAUUCACUCUGACUCAAAUCCUUGUCUUUGUUCCCUGGCUCAUUAUAGAUGCCUUUCUUGUGUAUACUACGAUGAAAUUUGGGCCAAACCAGUGGAAUCAUGCUCCCAUGGUAUCUCAAAAUCUGAAGACGAUUCUUGGAGGAGGUAUUGGAACGAUGGUAGUUCUGCAUUGGGCCUUUGCAGAGACAUUCCGUGACGAUAUGGAUGCAAUGUUUUGGUCGGCGUUUGUUCUUCAGAUGGUCCUUGGGAUUUCCUCAGUUGCGCAGUUGAUGGAGAGGGGACACAAAGGUGGCCAUUCUAUUGAAAUUUGGUGAGUUGUAUGAUUGAUUAUUUGGCAUUCUCUCCCUACUGAUCAGGACACACAGGUUCUGUCGUUUCAUUGGUUCAGCAUCUGCAAUUUUGACGUAUUGCUGGAGAUAUGUCUACUACCCAAAGGACUACACGGUGGUAGGCACACCUCUAACAGCAUUCCUUUUUGUGGCGGCUGAACUGGCCGAUUUGUAUUAUCCUAUCGUGUUCAAACACCUGGGAGCAAGGGAUGCCAAAAGCAAGGUAUUGUAGAAUGAGUGCAGUAGAAUGCGUUAGCUGGGGGCCAUGGUUCUCAGCGGAAAUGCUUUUGAUUGGCUGAACACCGCGGCAACAUUUAGAUAGUCGCGCACCGGGCCCAGACUAAGGCGAGAUUGUUCGAAAUUGGUAAUCUUUAUUGCUCUGCUCGUA
Botrytis cinerea B05.10 is the source of this 1139-nucleotide messenger RNA. RefSeq lists its product as hypothetical. NCBI's taxonomy places the organism in Eukaryota, Fungi, Ascomycota, Leotiomycetes, Helotiales, Sclerotiniaceae. The record is from RefSeq and is a predicted model, not a curated record. The transcript has a single exon. The coding region runs from base 149 to 334 and encodes 61 amino acids. Gene Ontology annotation, molecular function: lyase activity.